Messenger RNA from Pteronotus mesoamericanus, 4777 nucleotides. It is a transcript of the gene XDH, whose product is annotated as xanthine dehydrogenase. The record is from RefSeq and is a predicted model, not a curated record. Bases 96 to 4097 code for a protein of 1333 amino acids. Gene Ontology annotation, biological process: xanthine catabolic process. Gene Ontology annotation, molecular function: xanthine dehydrogenase activity; molybdopterin cofactor binding; FAD binding. The transcript has 36 exons. Lineage: Eukaryota; Metazoa; Chordata; Mammalia; Chiroptera; Mormoopidae.
GGAGGAGGUGUGUUUUUCCAGUUACAGAGCAGUGAUAACUGCCAGUGUCCCUUGGGAGUGAGGUACCAGGAGUUUGGGGACUCCACCUGUUGACAAUGACGGCAGACGAGCUGGUUUUCUUUGUGAAUGGCAAAAAGGUGGUGGAGAAAAAUGCAGAUCCGGAAACAACCCUUUUGGCCUACCUGAGAAGAAAGAUGGGGCUGAGCGGGACCAAGCUGGGCUGUGGAGAAGGGGGCUGUGGAGCUUGCACUGUGAUGGUUUCCAAGUAUGAUCGUCUCCAGAACAAGAUCGUUCAUUUUUCUGUCAAUGCCUGUCUGGCUCCCAUCUGCUCCUUGCACCACGUUGCUGUGACGACAGUGGAAGGGAUAGGAAGCACCAAGUCGAGGCUGCAUCCUGUGCAGGAGAGAAUUGCCAAAAGCCAUGGUUCCCAGUGUGGAUUCUGCACCCCUGGAAUUGUCAUGAGCAUGUACACGCUGCUCCGGAACCAGCCCGAGCCCACCAUUGAGGAGAUUGAGGAUGCUUUCCAAGGAAACCUGUGCCGCUGCACAGGCUACAGACCCAUCCUCCAGGGCUUCCGCACCUUUGCCGGGGAUGGUGGGUGCUGUGGAGGAAAUGCGGACAACCCAAACUGCUGCAUGAACCAGAAGAAAGAGCUCACACAGGUCACUCUCUCGCCAUCUUUAUUUAACCCAGAGGAGUUCAUGCCCUUGGAUCCCACCCAGGAGCCCAUCUUUCCCCCAGAGUUGCUGAGGCUGAAGGAUGCUCCUCUGAAGCAGCUGCGCUUUGAAGGGGAACGUGUGACCUGGAUCCAGGCCUCGACCCUGAAGGAGCUGCUGGACCUCAAAGCACAGCACCCUGAGGCCAAGCUGGUGGUGGGGAACACGGAGAUCGGCAUUGAGAUGAAGUUUAAGAACAGGCUGUUUCCUGUGAUCGUCUGCCCAGCCUGGAUCCCUGAGCUGAAUUUAGUGGAGCACGGACCAGAGGGUAUCUCCUUUGGAGCUGCUUGCCCCCUGAAUACUGUGGAAAAGACCCUGAAAGAUGCUAUUGCUGAGCUUCCUUAUUACAAAACAGAGGUGUUCAGAGGUGUCCUGGAGCAGCUGCGCUGGUUUGCUGGGAAGCAGGUCAAGUCUGUGGCGUCCAUUGGAGGGAACAUCAUCACUGCCAGCCCCAUCUCUGACCUCAACCCGGUGUUCAUGGCCAGCGGGGCCAAGCUGACCAUCGUGUCCACAGGCACCAGGAGAACUGUUCCGAUGGACCACACCUUCUUCCCUGGCUACAGAAAGACCCUGCUAGGUCCGAAGGAGAUACUGCUUUCCAUCGAGAUCCCCUACAGCAGGGAGGGCGAGUUUUUCUCAGCAUUUAAACAGGCCUCCCGGAGAGAAGAUGACAUAGCCAAGGUGACCAGCGGCAUGAGAGUCCUGUUCCAUCCAGGAACCACCCAGGUAAAGGAGCUGGCCCUUUGCUAUGGUGGAAUGGCCGACAGAACCAUCUCAGCCCUCAAGACCACUCGGAAGCAGCUGUCAAAUUUCUGGAAUGAGAAGCUGCUGCAGGAGGUGUGUGCAGGCCUGGCAGAGGAGCUGCAGCUGUCCCCCGACGCCCCCGGCGGCAUGGUGGAGUUCCGGCGCACUCUCACCCUCAGCUUCUUCUUCAAGUUCUACCUGACGGUGCUUCAGAAGCUGGGCAAAGAGGAACCGGAAGAUAAGUGUGGUAAACUGGACCCCACCUUUGCCAGUGCCACCUUACUCUUCCAGAAGGACCCUCCGGCCAAUGUCCAGCUCUUCCAGGAGGUGCCCAAGUGUCAGUCUGAGGAGGACACGGUGGGCCGGCCCCUGCCUCAUCUGGCUGCGGCCAUGCAGGCCUCCGGCGAGGCCGUGUACUGUGAUGACAUCCCUCGCUAUGAGAACGAGCUGUCCCUCCGGCUGGUCACCAGCACCCGGGCCCACGCCAAGAUCAAGUCCAUAGAUACCUCAGAAGCUCAGAAGGUGCCAGGGUUUGUUUGCUUUAUCUCCGCCGAUGAUAUUCCUGGGAGUAACCAAACUGGAAUUCAGAAUGAUGAAACCGUCUUUGCAAAGGAGGAGGUGACUUGUGUUGGGCACAUCAUUGGCGCUGUGGUCACUGACACCCCAGAACAUGCACAGAGAGCAGCUCAAGGAGUGAAAAUCACCUACGAAGACCUUCCAGCCAUCAUCACCAUUGAGGAUGCUAUAAAAAAUAACUCUUUUUAUGGAUCCGAGCUGAAGAUUGAGAAGGGAGACCUCAAAAAGGGGUUUUCGGAAGCAGACAACGUUGUUUCAGGUGAGUUGUACAUUGGUGGCCAAGAGCACUUCUACCUGGAGACUCACUGCACCAUCGCUGUUCCAAAAGGUGAGGCAGGGGAGAUGGAGCUCUUUGUGUCUACACAGAACACCAUGAAGACCCAGAGCUUUGUUGCAAGUAUGUUGGGAGUUCCAGAUAAUCGGAUUACAGUCAGAGUGAAGAGAAUGGGAGGAGGCUUUGGAGGGAAGGAGAGUCGGAGCACCUUGCUGUCUACUGCAGUGGCCCUGGCUGCAUACAAGACCGGCCGCCCUGUGCGCUGCAUGCUGGAUCGCGACGAGGACAUGCAGAUAUCUGGUGGCAGACAUCCCUUUUUGGCCAGAUACAAGGUUGGCUUCAUGAAGACAGGGAGGAUUGUGGCUCUGGAGGUGGACCACUACAGCAAUGCCGGGAACUCUAUGGAUCUCUCUCAGAGUAUAAUGGAGAGAGCUCUAUUCCAUAUGGACAACUGCUACAAUAUCCCCAACAUCCGGGGCACCGGGCGGGUGUGCAAGACCAACCUGCCUUCCAACACGGCCUUCCGGGGUUUCGGGGGGCCCCAGGGGAUGCUCAUUGCCGAGCAUUGGAUGAGUGACGUUGCAGUGACCUGCGGGCUGCCUGCCGAGGAAGUACGGAGGAAGAACAUGUACAAAGAAGGGGACCGGACGCAUUUCAACCAGAAGCUCGAGGGGUUCACCUUGACCAGGUGCUGGGAUGAAUGUCUCAAAAGCUCUCAGUAUCACUCUCGGAAGAGUGAGAUCGACAAGUUCAACAAGGAAAAUUGUUGGAAAAAGAGAGGAUUGUGCAUAAUUCCUACCAAGUUUGGAAUAAGCUUCACUCUUUCUUUUCUGAAUCAGGCAGGAGCCCUGAUUCACGUGUACACAGACGGCUCUGUGCUGCUGACCCAUGGGGGCACAGAGAUGGGCCAAGGCCUUCACACCAAGAUGGUCCAGGUGGCCAGCAAAGCUCUGAAAAUCCCCAUCUCUAAGAUCUACAUCAGUGAGACAAGCACUAGUACAGUGCCCAACACCUCUCCCACGGCUGCCUCUGUCAGCAGUGACAUCAAUGGACAGGCCGUCUAUGCAGCUUGUCAGACCAUCCUGAAAAGGUUGGAACCCUUCAAGAAAAAGAAUCCCUGUGGCUCCUGGGAAGACUGGGUCUGUGCCGCCUACCAGGAUGCAGUGAGCUUGUCCGCUACUGGGUUUUAUAAAACACCCAACCUUGGCUACAGCUUUGAGACCAACUCAGGGAACCCCUUCCACUACUUCACCUAUGGGGUGGCUUGCUCUGAAGUGGAAAUUGACUGCCUAACAGGGGAUCAUAAGAACAUUCGCACCGACAUUGUCAUGGAUGUUGGCUCCAGUCUGAACCCUGCCAUCGAUAUUGGACAGGUGGAAGGGGCCUUUGUCCAGGGCCUGGGCCUCUUCACCAUAGAGGAGCUGCAUUACUCCCCCGAGGGGGUCCUGCACACCCGUGGCCCCAGCACCUACAAGAUCCCUGCAUUUGGCAGCAUCCCCACUGAGUUCAGGGUGUCCCUGCUCCGUGACUGUCCCAACAAGAAGGCCAUCUAUGCAUCCAAGGCUGUCGGGGAGCCCCCUCUUUUCCUGGCAGCCUCCAUCUUCUUUGCCAUCAAGGAUGCCAUCCGUGCGGCUCGCGCUCAGCAUGCAGGUAAUGCAAAGGAGCUUUUCCGGCUAGACAGCCCUGCCACCGCCGAGAAGAUCCGCAAUGCCUGCGUGGACAAGUUCACCACCCUGUGUGUCACUGGCGUACCAGAAAACUGUAAACCCUGGUCGGUGAGGGUCUGAAGAGAACGCCCCCAGCAAACUCGUCUUCUGCUACACGGGGGCUUCCAUGGAGCAUGGAACGUGAAUCUGUCCAAGUGGCAGGAUGACAAUGCUGUGUUUCAUCUGAAUGGUGUUUGGAAGAAUACUGAAUGCAUUAGAAGAUUUUGAUCAAAAACGUGAUUUGCAAAUAUAAUGAUAAGCAAAUUCCGAACUGUUAGGCCCAAGACCGAAGUGGCUAAUAUGCAAUUAAGGGUCAUUUCAUGUCUGUUUUAAUCAUGUAUAUGCUUAAAUCAAUUUAGGAAGUGUUUGUGCUGUGUCCCCACUCACAAGACAGGCUGUGUCACCUCAAGCGUCUGCCCUUCAAAGAGGAAUUCCACAAACCUCCAGAAGCUUAAACCAGUUAUUUAAAUCCAUGUGCCUUACUCAAAGCCUUUCCUUCAAACCAAUGAACGUCAUGUUGAAACUUCAGACCCUACUCAGUUUUGCAGUGGGACAGUGGGGUGAGAUUCAAGCCUCUAACAACAUUUGGCUCGUUGGAGAAAAUAAAGAUCAAAAGAAAUUCAGUUAAUUGGAUCUAAUUUUGUUAAGCUGCAUAAAGUAAGAUUACUCCAUAACACAAAAACCAACAAACCCAAUUAUUGAGCACCUGCAAUGUGCUAGGUUUCUUCUCUUCCCCUUUGCAUAUGCCAAAAAAACACACA